UUAUCUUCCUUUUUCCUGGUAGUCACCUCCACGCCAUGGAACCAAGUAACAAUACACAAAUUUCACGAUUUCUUCUUCUGGGACUUUCAAAGGAAGCAGAAAUACAGUCCCUCAUAUUUGGGCUUUUUCUCUCCAUGUACCUGAUCACUGUGUUUGGAAACCUGCUCAUCAUCUUGGCUGUCAGCUUGGACUCCCACCUCCACACCCCCAUGUACUUCUUCCUCUCCAACCUGUCCUUUGUAGACAUCUGUUUCACCUCCACCAUCAUCCCAAAGAUGCUGCGGAACAUCCAGACACAGAGCCAAGUUAUCACCUACGAAGGCUGUAUCACGCAGAUGUAUUUUUACAUUUUCUUUGCAGAAUUAGAUGACAUUCUCUUGACAGUGAUGGCCUAUGAUCGGUAUGUGGCCAUCUGCCACCCCCUACAUUACAUGGUCAUCAUGAACCUCCGGCUCUGUGGAUUGCUGGUUCUGAUAUCCUGGGUGCUGAUUGCCUUGUAUUCCUUGCUACACAGCUUAAUGGUGCUGCGAUUGUCCUUCUGCCCAGAAAUGCAAAUCCCUCACUUUUUCUGUGAACUCAGUCAGGUGGUACAACUUGCCAGUUCUGACAACUUUCUUAAUAACAUAGUGAUAUAUUUUGCAGCUGUCCUGAUGGGUAUUGGUCCUUUUGCUGGUAUCCUUUACUCUUACUCUAAAAUAGUUUCCUGCAUAUGUAAAAUUACAUCAGCUCAAGGGAAAUAUAAAGCAUUUUCUACCUGUGUGUCGCACCUCUUGGGUGUAUCCUUAUUUUAUUUUACAGCCUUAGGAGUUUACCUUAGCUCUGCUGCUACCCACACCUCACAUUCAAGUACAAUUGCCUCGGUGAUGUACACUGUGGUCACACCCCUGCUGAACCCCUUCAUCUACAGUCUGAGGAACAAAGAUAUAAACGGUGCUCUGAAGAGAUUCUACUUUAUGCCAAGUUUAAAAGACCAAAUACCCUAG
Molecule: messenger RNA, 983 nt
Organism: Bubalus bubalis (water buffalo)
Lineage: Eukaryota; Metazoa; Chordata; Mammalia; Artiodactyla; Bovidae
Product: olfactory receptor-like protein OLF4
Exons: 1
Coding region: 36-983 (315 amino acids)
Biological process (GO): G protein-coupled receptor signaling pathway
Cellular component (GO): membrane
Molecular function (GO): olfactory receptor activity; G protein-coupled receptor activity
Source: RefSeq, a predicted model, not a curated record